This is a messenger RNA of Zootoca vivipara (common lizard), 6817 nucleotides long. RefSeq names its product WWC family member 3 (gene WWC3). Lineage: Eukaryota; Metazoa; Chordata; Lepidosauria; Squamata; Lacertidae. Gene Ontology annotation, biological process: cell migration; negative regulation of organ growth; regulation of DNA-templated transcription. Gene Ontology annotation, cellular component: cytoplasm. The record is from RefSeq and is a predicted model, not a curated record. Gene Ontology annotation, molecular function: molecular adaptor activity; kinase binding.
GGCGGCGGCGGCAGCGGCGGCUGGGCUCGUCCCGGGGCCCAACCAGGGGUGUGGAGGCGGGAAAGCGAGAGGAUGAAGAGCCCGGCGCGGUGGCGCUGCUGCUGCUGCAACCCGGGGAGCGGCCCCAGUUGUGUCCCACGAGGCCGGGCCGCUCGCUAGUCCGUGCUGGAGGCGGCGCAGGGCGGCCCAGGCGCCGCGGCCGGAGAGCAGCUGCUGGAAGGGGAGCGCUUGCCGCCCAGGCUCCGGCCCGGGAGCGGCAGGAGUGGCGGCAGGGCCAUGCCGUGGCUGAGCGGAGGGCGGCGGCGGCGCCAGCAACAACAGCCACCACAGCAGCAGCCGCCACCGCCGCAGCAACAGGCUCCUGCCGCUAUGGGGCAAGGGAUGGGGCAGCCGGCUGCCGGAGGCGUCGUCGGGCCGCCGCGUGGCCGGGAGAACUCGGAGCUGCCUUUGCCCGCCGGUUGGGAGGAGGCCAGGGACUACGACGGGCGCGUCUUCUACAUCGACCACAACACCCGGCAGACGUCGUGGAUCGACCCCCGGGACAGGAUUACGAAGCCAUUGACAUUUGCUGACUGUGUUGGCGAUGAACUGCCUUUAGGAUGGGAAACUGUUUAUGAUCAACAGAUUGGUGUUUAUUACAUGGACCAUAUCAAUCAACUCACACAGAUUGAGGACCCAAGAGAGCAGUGGAGAAGAGAGCAGGAGCGCAUGUUGAAGGAAUAUUUAAUUGUUGCCCAGGAAGCACUUAAUGCCAAAAAAGAAAUCUACCAAAUUAAGCAGCAGCGUUUUGAGCUAGCACAAGAAGAGUAUCAGCAGCUGCAUAAAAUGUGUGAGGAUGACAGUCGCUCUUAUGCCAGCUCAUUCUCUGGAUUUUCAACCAAUACCAAAUACGACCCAUGUCAGAUUAAAGCAGAAAUAGCAAGUAGGCGUGACAGACUUUCUAGGUUGAAGCGGGAAUUAACGCAGAUGAAGCAAGAACUACAGUACAAAGAGAGAGGCGUAGAGACACUACAAGAGAUUGACCGUAAGAUGUCAAAUGCCCAUAUGAAUUACAAAUUGGAUGAAGCCCAAGCAAUAAUGAAUGAGCUUCGAAGCAUCAGGAAGGCUAUUUGUAUGGGUGAGAGAGAGAGGCAAGACUUGAUGCAGAGUCUGGCCAAGCUGACAGAUGGAUUCAGGAAUAGCUGUUGUAUUACAGAAUCUCUGCAGGAUCUUCAUCAUAAUUCUAGCCCACUUAGUGACUCCAGUUUACCUCAACACUACUCUGAUGCUUGUUCUCAAACUGAUAUCAUUGGAGAGGAAUGGGCAACUCUCUCCAGCAUGAAGUUUGGAUUUGAUGACAAAAGACGUGCUGACAAAAUAAAAUUGAGCUGGCAAUAUGAAGAGGCCAGAAAGAAGGUUUUCAGUAUCCAGCAACAGUUGGCUCUCCAUGAUCAUGAGUCUUGGCCAGGGAUGGUGGAAGCGGACAGAGACCACUUUCAGCUCAUCAAAGAGAAAGAAGCUCUUCUACAAGAACUGCAGGUCAUAAGCCAGCAGCAGAGGUCCCCGGAAGAUAUCGAUCGUUUAGAGGAGGAAAAGAGGAGGUUGGAGGAUGAAAUCCAGCAGGCUCGGGCCACUUCUUCUCAUGGUGCAGCCGAAAGGAUACUGUUACAAGAAAAGAAGAACUGUCUGCUCAUGCAGUUGGAAGAAGCAACUCGUUUAACAUCCUAUUUAUGCUCGCAGUUGAAGAGCUUGUCUGCCAGCACACUAACAAUAUCAUCUGGAAGUAGUCGGGGGUCAUUGGCAUCGAGCCGUGGAUCUUUGGCAUCCAGCAGGGGCUCUCUCAGUUCUGUCAGCUUCACAGACAUCUAUGGUGUUCCUCAAUAUGAGAAAUCGGACAGUGCUACAGAGUAUGGGCAGCUUAUGCGAUAUGAUCCAGUUCCUGUUGAUUCUCACAGUAAAGAUGUACAGUAUAUUGAAACUAUUGGACAUUCUAGCUGCAAUAAGCAAAGAAGAUCAUUGGAUACACCUUUAUCUUUAGCAUCUCUGUCCUCACGGUCUUCUCUGUCCUCACUAUCGCCACCAAGUUCCCCCCUGGAUACCCCCUUCCUACCUCCUUCCCGGGAUUCUCCAUUGGCCCAGCGGUCAGAAGGAUAUGAGGAAAUGAUGGGAACAGGUGCCUUAGAAAUGCUCAGAGCUCAGGCUUCUAUUUUGGGUGAAGACAAAGCACAAGAAACUGUUUCAUCCAAGGCUCUUGAAUAUUCUACAGGCAGUGAAGGACUUCGAGAAGCAGGACUGCAACUGACAAAUGUUCCAACCUCUGGAGCUGUGACCCUCCGUGAAGAUAGUGCUAGAAGGUCAGAGAGGAGAGCCAGGCGAGUCUCAGCAUGUCUGUCCAAUUAUUCACUGGCUAGUGACAGUGGCGUGUUUGAAGCUUUAAGCAAAAGGAAUGAGGAUAUUGAAGAAUCACUUUACAGUGAUGCUGUCAGCAAUGAAGAGCCCAAAAUGCAAGUUGGAUUUCUGCAUGACAGUGCGACUGAGUGUCUCCUGGUCCAUGUGUUGCAGCUGAAGAACUUCACAGGCUUUGCUGUGAAAGAAGGAUGUAAAAUACAUGUGAGGAUAUACUUACCAUCUCUUGAGUCGGGCACAUCAACCACUUAUUGCUCCAGAGCUUUGGAAUUCCAAACUCCCUUAGUGUUGAAUGAAGUCUUCCAGAUUCCUGUACAUUCAAAUAUUUUGAAGCUGAAAUCACUACAGCUUUAUAUCUGUUCGGUUGGCCAUCACCAGCAAGAAGAAUUGUUGGGCAUUGCUCAGAUUAGCCUAGCUGACUAUGAGAGCUCCAGUGAGAUGCAACUUCACUGGUACCCCAUCCAGAUAUUCACUGGUUCAGAUUGUGAGCAGACGAAAGACAGACCAAAAUGUGAAGAAAGUGCUUCUCAGAAUUUCGAAAACAAAGCUACAAUGAAAAUGGAUGCUGUGACUGCCCUUUUAGCUAGGACCACAGCUCAACUGGAAGCUGUGGAGAGAGAAUUAGCAGAGGAGAGAGUAAAACUGGAGUACACAGAAGAGGAAAUUCUAGAGAUGGAGCAAAAAGAAGAUCAACUAGAAGCUGUGUCAGAGAGAAGUUGGCAAGCAGAAUCAGUUGACAGUGGAUGUAGUAAUUGUAUGCAGACUAGUCCUCACCCAGAGUCUUACUGCAGUGAAUCAUUACACAGUCAUAUGCUUGCACCUCAAACAGAUCAAUGUACGUCUAAAAAUGUCCCGCCUCCACCUCUAAAGGCAAAUAAGGAGACCAACACAGAAGAAACAGCUUUGCUUCAUAAAAACAGAACUGGCCGUCGAUCCCGUGGGUCUGCUUUUGUUCGUAGUAGCACUAUCGUUCGCUCACAGACAUUCUCACCUGGUGCACGAAGUCAGUAUGUUUGCCGACUAUAUCGUAGUGACAGUGACAGUUCUACUCUGCCAAGAAAGUCUCCAUUUAUCCGAAAUACUUUGGAAAGACGUACGCUGCGUUAUAAGCAGCAAUCCUGUAGAUCAUCUUUGGCUGACCUUAUGGAGAGGACGUCACUAGACCUGGAGCUGGAUCUCCAGGCAUCCAGAACAAGGCAGAGGCAGUUGAACGAGGAAUUAUCUAUCUUAAGAGAGUUGCGGCAGCGCCUGGAGGAUGCCCAGCUUAGAGGUCAAACUGAUCUGCCUCAUUGGGUGCUUCGGGAUGAACGAUUUCGAAACUUGCUGAAGGAAGCGGAGAGGCAGACAAGACAGACCAAAUUUGAACAUCGUCAACAACAAGCAGCAGAAAAAUUGCUUAAAAAGGCAUCCAAAGAAGUUUACCAGCUACGUGGUCAAAACCAGAAGGAGCCUAUUCAGGUUCAGACCUUCCGGGAGAAAAUAGCGUUCUUCACAAGGCCAAGGAUCAACAUACCUCCUCUGCCGGCUGAUGAUGUAUGACAUGUUACUUUGUAAACAUGAAGUAUUUAUCUGCCUGUUUAAAAUGAAGUUAUUAAACUAGUUAAGUUUAUUUUUUAAAAUCGUUGUGCAAAGACUAUUAAUAUACACAUUUUGUAAAAUAAUAAUAAUAAAGUAAACAAAAACAUAUAUAAAUAUAUACGUCUAUAUAUAUAUUAUAAUAGUGACUGCAGCAAGGCUUGGUUUUUCCUUGUUGUGAAAUUGACAUCUCGGAAGACAACUUAUUUUAUAUUAAAAAAAAAUCAACUAUCCUGUUAGAGUUAUGUACUGUUUUUAUGCUGUUUUAUUUGACUUAAAAGGCUGGAAGACAGAAACAAAGUGAGUUCAGGCAAAUUCACUGUAUUGUAAUUUAUUUAUAGUAACUCAUUUUCCUUGAAGGAAAAUAUUUACUUUAAUAUGUAUUUUUUAAAAAACAGAAAUUUUGUUACUCAGUAUUUGUCAUACAGUAGAAUGGAACCAUUGAGCUGGUUUUGUUUCUGAUAGCUGAAAUGAAAAUACUAUGUUCUAAAUUUGUCACUUUUUAAUCAGCUUUACUGUCUGCAUCUUAUAAUGUAUCGUGUUUUUCUGGCACUGUUUUGAUAUCAAAAUAUCACCUGCAAUGUUAUCUUUUUUCUUUUUAAAAAAAGAAUAAGUUAAAAUGCCAUUAAACAUUGCUGGGUGAAACUGCAUGUUCUUACUGUGCACUACUAGAUUGUUCUCAUUUCAGUUGUGUCAAGUAUGUCUCUUAUAAUUUUAACUAGUUUUUCUGUUUAACGAGGGAAGGAAGAAGGUGACAGGUCUCUCUAGCUAUUAUUUUAGGAAAGGCACUUGUGAGUUUUCCAUAUUAAUCAGCAGUGUAGGAUUUGGACACUUCUACUAUUUGACUGUCCCAGAAAGUGGUUAGGACCUCAUUUAGGAAACUUUCCCAGCUAUCAUAGGACUAUCAGUUCAUUAUAUUUCCUCAUAAAUCUUACAUUUACAACUUCAUUUUCUUUAAUUAUAACGAUACCUUAAUGUGUGACUCAAAAAAACUUAAUGCCAUACUGCUUUUAAUGCUACAUACAGAGAAGGUGGUGCUGUGGGUUAAACCACAGAGCCUAGGGCUUGCUGAUCAGAAGGUUGGCGGUUCAAAUCCCUGCGACGGGGUGAGCUCCCGUUGCUCGGUCCCAGCUCCUGCCAACCUAGCAGUUUGAAAGCACGUCAAAGUGCAAGUAGAUAAAUAGGUACCGCUACAGCGCGAAGGUAAACGGCGUUUCUGUGUGCUGCUCUCGUUCACCAGAAGUGGCUUACUCAUGCUGGCCACAUGACCUGGAAGCUGUACGCUGGCUCCCUCGGCCAAUAAAGCGAGAUGAGCACCGCAACCCCAGAGUUGGUCACGACUGGACCUAAUGGUCAGGGGUCCCUUUACCAUUAUAUUUACAGAGGAGGUGCCAUGGAUCACCUGAUCAAAUACCAGCUUAAGUUUGCGGAAGCAUCAUAACAGUGAUGCAAGUUUUGCCUAUGGUUCACUCAAGGCUUUGUCUACUUUUGUAGUAAAAAAGCCUAAUUGUGUACAUGCCUAGAACUUCUUUUGGUUUCUGAACUAUUAGCAGACAUUACCUCUUUUAACCCAUCACUUUCCAUGAAUGCUGCAGACUUCACCAGUGAUUCUUCACGUUUCCACAUGAGCUGCUAUGCAAAAUUCAACUAUGUGGCAUCGUCUUGCUAUAUUAGAAAUACAGUAUUCCUCAAAAAAAGCUACUGUCCAGAUAGUAGUACAUUUUGUGGUAUGAUUUCAAAUCUGUGCUAAUUCUUUGUUUUUGUUCAUCUCUAUUCCCUCCCCCACUUUAAUUAUUCAAAUUGUUGAGUAAAACUAUUUUCAGUUGCAUUCCUAACCUCCAUAGCACUAGCAAUCUCUUCUGACCUCAUAUUACAUGUACAGUUUAAUACAUUUUCCUUAUCCCAUUGCUAAAGUGGUUGAAUGGCAUAAGCUUUUGCAUCAAACAUAGAUUGUUCUCCUGAAUUUGGUAAGAUCUGCUAAAGCAGUUUGUUGCCCUGUUAAACAUUUUUUUUCCCAUUUGUGUUCUAUAGCUUUGAAGACGUUCACUUGGGCUUUAGGAGAACUUGUAGUUUUUGUUAACAUUGCUGGACUGUCACCUUAAAUUCCCGAGAGUGCCACUUCUUGUGUCUUGCAAAUGUAUGAAAAUGACUUUAUUAUGCUAUUGUAUUCAACUUCAGUUACCCAAAGAAUUAUGUCCCACAAAAUGGGAGCCUAUAUUUUGGGGACAUCAAGAAAUGAACACCAUUUUUAUAUGGGAUACUGUCAAGUCAAACUUUGGUGUUAGUUGAAAAUCAAAAAAUGCCUUAGGGUAACCUGAUACCAAAGAAAGUUGUUAAGCUAAAAACAAGUCAGCUUGGAACUCAAGCAUUGUGUUAAGCUCACGAGAACCUAACCAUUAAAUUGUUUUUCAUACAAUUUAAUUUCAUACAAUGUGUUUUGAGGGAGAUUUUAAACCAUAUGUAGUGCAAAUCAUUAAAUCUGGAUUAAAGACGAACAGUGUAAUCUUGUGUAUGUCAACUCAUAUGUAAGACUCAUUGAGUACAGUGGGACUGACUCCCAGGUAAGUGUUACAAAGGAUUGCAGCCUCCAUCUGUUAAAAUUAACAUGGGUUUUGUAUGAUCGUAUUUUGAUGGAUGCUUCAAGCUUUUCAGUUGGAAAUGAGAAACGCUUGGCAUUACCAUUACGGGUUGCUGUAUAGAAUCUCUGCUUGGUAUGUUGGUAGAUGGAAAAGGGUCUCUUGUCUGGAAAAAAAUGAGCUCAAAAUUCCAAAGGAACAAGAAUAAUGGUUUGGAACUGGGGCAGAAGCCCUAAAGGAAAAAAAAAUCACAGCUCUAGUUCAGUAGUUAGGAAGAAUUA